AACGCAGGUCCAUUUGAGAUCACUCUGGACGUCAUGUUCGAAGACAAAGCUACAUAUGAGAGAAUCAAACAGUUGGGGAUCCUCACUCCGCAGCGGAUCGCAGGACUCUACGACAUUGCUUUCGAGGACAUUGUCUGGUGCAGUUUCUUUGAUCCAGCACUCGCAUUCAAAGCCACCAUCCCGCGCCGACGGAAUGGGACCAAUUUCUCAUCCGGAGGACCAUGGAGAAUGACGUGCAUGGAUCACAAAAAUACUUUCAUUUGAUCAGCUUGCAGAUUGACAAAUGAUGAGCUGGGUGUGCAUGCAUAGAAUAGCUGUAUUUAUUAUACGAG
This is a messenger RNA of Paecilomyces variotii, 332 nucleotides long. RefSeq lists its product as hypothetical. The transcript has a single exon. The coding region runs from base 34 to 264 and encodes 76 amino acids. The record is from RefSeq and is a predicted model, not a curated record. Lineage: Eukaryota; Fungi; Ascomycota; Eurotiomycetes; Eurotiales; Thermoascaceae.